Messenger RNA from Antechinus flavipes (yellow-footed antechinus), 4058 nucleotides. RefSeq names its product gamma-secretase activating protein (gene GSAP). The coding region runs from base 599 to 3184 and encodes 861 amino acids. Gene Ontology annotation, cellular component: trans-Golgi network. The record is from RefSeq and is a predicted model, not a curated record. The transcript has 31 exons. Gene Ontology annotation, biological process: positive regulation of amyloid-beta formation. NCBI's taxonomy places the organism in Eukaryota, Metazoa, Chordata, Mammalia, Dasyuromorphia, Dasyuridae.
GCUGUAUUUUAUUUCCUUUUUUUUUUUUUUUUGAGUGGGAGUCUAUACUCUAUCCUACUCUGUCACAUACACUUAUUGAACAUCAUUGCCGACAGCAACUUCUAUCCUCCUCCAAUUUACCACAUCUUCAGGGCGCUUUAAAAAACAAUGAUACAAAUCUCAACUCUCCAGUCUAAUCUGGGCAUAGUCCGGCCAAGUGUGAAGAAGAGAGGAUGAAGCGUCCAUCUUUACCCAUUCUCACAGAUAAAUCGCUUCUUUGCCCUUCCUUCCCUUCUGGGAGCCCAGGUGCUUCCCCGGUGUGGAUAGCGUCCUAACCAGAACUCACGACUGACGGGCGCGGACGCCAGUGGGAGGAGACAGUACCGUGGAGAACAAAACCGAAAGCUACUGCGGGCAAUCAGCGCGAAGCCGGGAAGCGAGAGAGCGAGCUAGUUGCUCUGCCGAUCUGGGCCCCAGGCUCGGAGGAGGAGGAGGGAGAGGAUCGGGCAGAAAGCUCCUAAGAAGUUAAGGGCGGCGCAGAGUGGCCGGGAAUGCGCCCGGCGCGUGGAGCUGGAGCCGAUCCAGCCCUCCCGCAGCUGCUGCAGCCUAGCCCGGCACUAUGCUUCUCCAGCUGAGCGCCGCUUUUGAUCUUCAUCAGGACGUGGUUCCUUGGCUGAAGGAGCGUUUGCUUGCGGAGGCGGCCGCUCCCGUGGCUGGCCCGAGGGCAGGCUUAGAUCCUUUUGAGAAUAAUUAUGAAACCCUACACAUAGUCAAUGUUGAAAGAAAUGGAAAAGUCAUUUACAGUUGUAAGGACAGUAAGAGAAAUGUCUUCUUUGGAUUAUAUGAUCUCCAAACUAAAAAAAAUGAGCAUCUGUAUACAUUUGAGAAAGAUUUUCAAGUUGUCAGUUGCUCUGUCAACCGUGAGAAAACACUACUUGCUGUCAGUUUUGUACAAUCAGCUAAGGAAAGAAGGAAUGAACUUCAACCAGCCUCUAAGUGUUUGACUUUGUUGGUUGAAAUUCAUCCAGUUAACAAUGUGAAGGUCCUGAAGGCUGUAGAUAGCUGCAUCUGGGUACAGUUUCUCUACCCAAUUGAUGAAAGAAAUCCUUUCCCAGAGAGCCAUCUGUUACUGAUUUCAGAAGAGAAAUAUAUUGAACAAUUUCAUAUCCAAGUCUUCAGGGAAGAUGAAAAUAAGGUGGUGAUUCGAAAUUCUGGUCGGCUCCCAAGACACAGAAUUGUUGAGGACUUUGUUUGGGCCCAAUGGGAUAUGUCAGAACAGAGAUUGUACUAUUUCGUCCUGAAGAAAUCAGAAAGUAUCUUAAAAUGCAUCCAGUUUUAUGCUGAUGAGGAUUUUAACUUAAUAUUUGAAGUUCCCCUGGACAUUUCAUUUGGUGACGCCAGAUUAACGCUUGUGAAUUUUGGGUAUGAAGACUCUCGAAACCGAAAAGUGUUAUCCAAAGAUCUGAAUCUACGUGUUUUUACAAGUCACACAGGAAGUUUGUGUGUAUGUUACAACAAGAAAUCGGAUGUGCAGAAGCAAGUUACAUAUUUAGUGUUUUACCUCCAUAAAGGGUAUAGCAAGACCUUCACUGUUGAUCUUGGGACACUGGAGUAUCAAUCAAUAAAGGAUAUUACUUUUCUUAAUCUAGACUGUUAUGUGGCUGUUUACCUGCCUGGCCAUUUCUUUCAUCUUCUUAACACUCAGCAUCCUGAUUUGAUGUGCCACAGUCUGUUUAUUACAGGCAAGAAUGAAAAGAUGAACUUGCUUCCUGAUGCUCCAUUACAGUCACUCUCAGGGGCCUUGGCUUGGGACUGGUGCUCUGGAAAGCUCUUUAAAGUGAGCUUUAACCAGUCAUCUUUGUUACAUUUCCUAUGGAGCAGCCCUUUGGACUAUGAAAGAUUGGCUGUGUUGAAUUGCCUGCUGGUACAAGGCAGGAAUCUAAGAGUCUUAGAAGUCCAGAUUAUUCAAUGGAUUUUUGAGAACAUGAAGACCUGUUAUGCAUUUGAUCCUAUUCAGGAAUUUUUAAUUGCCUCCUUAUACUGGAAAUUCUGUCUGGAUAUUAACAACAUGGAUAAACUUCUUCCACAUUCCUCAUUACAUUCUUGGAAUAAAGAAAUUCCAGGAGUAACGCUGGUGACUGAAGAGAUCUUAUUACCUCUAAUGAAGGUACAAAGCUUUAAGGGCUACUGGGAAAAACUGAACUCCAAUUUGGAAUAUGUCAAACAUGCUAAACCACAUUUACAGUAUAGCAACAAUGUGGUUAGAAGAGAGUGGAGAAACUUAAUUUCAGAGGAGAAAAGGGGAAAAAGAAGAUCUACUGUAUAUUUCAGGAACAUUCUUGAGAAUGCUGUAAAGGUAGUUUCCAACCUAGAAGCAUGGACAGUAGAGUCACGAUUAGCUCCCCUCUUCCAGGAAGAAGAUAAUCAGCAAAGACUGCUCAUUGGACUGAUGGUCUCUGAGCUAAAAGAGCAUCUCUUGAGAAAUCUACCUGUACAAUUCAUAGGAAAGAAGAAAAUCGAACAGUUAGUCCUCGACUAUGUUUCAAAAAUGUUGGACCUCCUUUGCCAGAUGCUGGAAACUAGCUGGAGGAAACACAAGCUUGAUUCCUGGGUUUUCCACUUCGAUGGGCGUGGCAGUGCAGGUGAAUUUGCCGUUUUUCACACUAUGACCCAGAUUUUGGAUUCAGUGAACAGGAUGUGUUUACCUCUUCCUCUUGGCUUCCAUACUGUGUACAUGGCCCUAGGGGUACGAUGUCUCCCCCUGCACUGCCUUCUGCGUUACAUUGAUGAUGGAGUGCUACUUCUUACAGAAACAGGGGUCAUGAAGCUCUUGAAAGAUCUGGACAACACAGAGAAGAAUGAAAAACUAAAAUUCAGUAUAGUUGAACGUCUUCCUCCGUUUAUUCUGCAGAAGACAAGUCAAUUCUGGGAUCAUCCUAUCAAUUCUCAUAUUAUUUCAAGGAAUUAUGUGAGACGGCUGCUUCCAAAGCAUAAAAAACUGUUACGAAAAUCUACAAUUGACAGGUCAUCAUUCGAUACAGAAUUCCUGCCUCUGAAUUAUUUGAUUGAAGUACUGACAACGAUGGAGACUACUCAUCAAGCUCUGAAUCCCUUUGAAGCAUGUGACAGUGUGGACACAAAAUUUGUUGCAGAAACAGCACUGAAACAAACCACAAUCCUGUUGAACUUAAGAAAAGAACCAUGACAGCAACUGAGUUCCAGAAAUUUGCUGUUCCUAUUUUCCAUUAAAAAAAACCCAAAAAAUACCACCAACAAAAAAAACAUCUAUCAUGGACUUUUCAGCUUUUUUUUUUUUUAAGAACUAUUUACAUUGAAGAAAAUUUCCCAGAUGUUCUCUAGUCAUCUAAGUGGUACAGACACCAGUCCAUUAUUAAAAAUAAAUAAUGAUUUCCAUUUGGGGAAAGGAGAGCCCUUUCCAAGAAGCUGAACAUUUGAAGAGAUGCUCAUAAAUACUGGCCUAAAUUGUUCUAGUUUCAACAGAAGAUGAAAGGUAUAUGUAUAGAAAAUCAGGACAGGAUCUAGGAACAGGUACCUUCCAGAUACUGUUCAGAAAAAAGCUUCACCGAUUUCUGUACUGUCUCUUUUCUGAAGGAAAAAAUAGACUUGAGAAUGAUGGUGUGGUGACUGGACCCCAAAUGGCUGGAGAUUUAAAAUUUUUUAAUUCAGGAGAAAAAUAUGUUGAAAAUAUGUAGAAUAGCAUAAGAAAAACAAAUAAGUGCCUUUUUUGGUAAAUAAUAUAGGAUUUAAAGAGAGGAAAAGUUACACUUUUAAUAUAAAAACUAUUUUGACUUUAUGAACCUUUUCAUUUAUUGAUUGUAUUUAAUUAAAGCUGACUUUCUUUCCAAUGUAUAAUAAUUUGUAAUGUUUGUAUAUUUGUGCACUUAGAGUUGUAAUUAAAAUGAUUGUAACAGAGAACUUUAAUUUAAUGUUGACUUUUUUGUAGUGUUUAUAAAAUAUCCAUUUAGACAAAUCUUGAUGUUAAAAAUUCCAUUGAAACGCUUGUCUAGAAGAUCUUUGGUGUUUGUUUGUAUUAAAUCAUAACUCUUUUGAAAAAGCCA